Molecule: messenger RNA, 1656 nt
Organism: Cimex lectularius (bed bug)
Lineage: Eukaryota; Metazoa; Arthropoda; Insecta; Hemiptera; Cimicidae
Product: prostatic acid phosphatase-like
Exons: 7
Coding region: 280-1530 (416 amino acids)
Biological process (GO): dephosphorylation
Molecular function (GO): phosphatase activity
Source: RefSeq, a predicted model, not a curated record
AUCGGCGGACGUCUUGGGGAGAAGGAGGCUACCAUCUUCCCAGGUAUUUUCAAAAGUCACUCAAAUCUUGAAUGACUUGUAUUUUUUCAAACUACUUCAAAGGAAGAGGCGGAUUGUCCACAGAUAUUCAUAGGAAUAGUUAUAGCCUUCGAUGUGAUUUUAAAAAGAAUAAUUUUAAAUACAAACUGUUCUGAUUUAUCAAAUAACAAAUGUAUUGACAAUUCUUAAAAAAAAAAAAAAAUUCAUAGUGCUCAAAGGGAAUUAAAAAAUACACUAGUUAUGAAACUGUUUACACUACUGGCAACAUUAUUUGCUUUGGCACAUUCGAAGGGUGUUAGUGUUAAGACACUUGAUGAGAAAUUUGGAAAAGUGAUUUACGUCAAUAUCAUUUAUAGACAUGGUGAUAGAACACCCAUCAAAUCAUAUCCCAAUGAUCCAUACAAAUACCUUUAUUUUUGGCCAGUCGACUGGGGUCAGCUGACGAAUGAAGGGAAACUGCACCAGUACCAUUUGGGCCAGUGGCUGCGUAGUAGAUAUAGAGAUUUGUUCUCGAAUAGGGGCUACGAUCACAAAACAAUCUAUAUCCUAAGCACUGAUGUCGACAGGGCAUUGAUGAGCGCCCAGGCAAACGCUGCCGGAAUGUUUCCCGUCGGGCCGAACGACCGUUGGUCCAAUAUUGACUGGCAGCCCAUACCGAUCCACAGCAUACCUGAACAUCUAGAUAAAUUCCUCACUAUGAAAGUACCCUGCAAACAGUAUGAUUCGCUAUUUAUAGAAUUUAUGCAAUCGGAGGAAAUGGAAAGAAUUAAAGAUAAAUACAAGCAGAUCUUGAGCUAUAUGUCUAAUCACACAGGAGAUAAUAUGACUGUGGGAAAAACUGAAAAUCUCUACACCACUUUGCUUAUCGAGAAGUUAGCCAAUCUGACACUUCCGGGAUGGACAAAUGAGGUGUUUCCCGAUAUCUUGCAAGAAAUUGCUGGCAUCAAUUUUUCAAUUUAUACAUAUACGAAAGAACUCAGACGUUUAAGAGGAGGACCUCUACUCACUAAGAUUUUGUCUUUUUUUCACGACAAACUGAAUUCAAAAUUUCGCCAGUUCAGAAAUAUCACAAUUUUUUCAGCGCAUGAUACGACCAUCAGCGCUUUUCUGAGUACAGUCGGUAUUUUCAACUCACUCCCGCCGCCGUUUUCAUCUACAGUUAUGGUCGAAUUGAGAAUGUCAAAAAACAACGAGCCUCUAGUUACUAUACUUUAUAAAAACACAACUCACGAAGAACCGCAUUUAUUGACUGUUCCUGGCUGCGAGGAAGCCUGCCCAUUGAAGAAAAUUAUGCAACUUUUGGAACCCGUGCUACCAGUUGACUGGGAUUCUGAAUGCAGUGGUGGAAAAUCUGCUCAUAAGUUCACUGAUACUUCUAUUUUUUACACAAUGUUGACAGUGAUUUCGAUCCUUCUUGUGGCUUUGUCGUAUUGCUGGCACAGAAAUCGUCUCUACUUCUGGAAUAACGGUGGCUAUGAAAAUUUAAAAUAAAACUGCUACAAGAGACCAUAAUAACGACACAAUUUUAUCAAUUUAAGACAUUUCAUUUUUAGGAAGAAACUUUUAUUCACAAAAACAUGUUUUUUAGAGAUGCACCAAAAUAAACAUUUAAUUUUA